CAUCCCCGAAAGUGCGAUGCAUUCUGUUCUCCAUCCUCUCUUCAUUCUCUUCCUGGACUUCGAACCCUAAAAAUUCUCCCCAAAAUCAAGCUUGCCCUUUACCAUAAUGGUGCCCGACCAUUUCCGCGCAUAAACUCCCCUACUUUGCCGGCGACUUCCAUCCACUGCUCGUCUAUUUUCCCUGCGUUGCGGUCGGCUUCUUUGCAUCGACUGGAAUCCUAUAAUCUGUCCCUCUGCUCGUUACCUGUUGUUGUUCGAUUCUCUCUGUCGGUUAGCUGCUCCAUCUCGCGAGUUCAAGAGUUUAGGAUUUCAAGUCACCAAUUUGGUCAGAGGGGGCAAGGCUGUCAAAGGUACCAGAUUGCUAAUUAGAGGUUUUCCCCAUUUCCUUUCACUUUAACCUUUACUUAUUCGAUAAUUGGAGUCUAACAAGAUUGUUAUACUAGGAUGGACAAGUCUUGGAUGAGAAAGAAGAAAUUUAGCGUAGAUUACAUUGAAGGUGUUAGAUCUUUCAUAAGUUUUGUAGAGGAACAUAUUGGUCAUGACAAUGAUAUUUAUUGCCCCUGCAAAAGUUGUUUAAACGUUUAUAAGGAACCCAUUCAAGGAGUUUUUGCCCACUUGAUGAUUAAUGGAAUUGACCAUGGAUAUACAACUUGGGUAUAUCAUGGGGAGUCAUCCAAUUCUAAUAUGGAUAACACUAGUGAUAUUGGUGUUGAUAACCCGAUGGAAGGUUAUGAAGAUUUUGAUGAGGAGCUUUUUGACUUGUUGGAUGAACAUCAAAAUUUCAUCUAUAGUGAAGCAACCAAUGGAGGUAACUUUACUAAUAAGGGUUAUGAAGAGUAUGCAGACAUGUUGGGUACGACUCAGGAGGAGUUAUAUCCUAAUUGUACGAAGUAUUCCAAAUUUUCAUUUAUAGUGAAGAUGCUUCACUUAAAAGUGUACAACAAGUGGAGUAAUAAGUCGUUCGACAUGCUGUUGAAGUUAUUACAAGAUGUUUUACCUGAAGACAACUUAGUUCCUAAAUCAUUUUAUGAGGCAAAGAGUAUGUUGCGCAGUCUAGGUUUGGGAUAUAUUCCCAUACAUGCAUGUCGGUAUGAUUGUGCCUUAUAUUGGAAGGAGAAUGAAUUUCUUGAAGCUUGCCCAGUGUGCUCAACGUCUAGGUGGAAAAUAGAUGACGGGAAAGGGAAAAAAAUUCCAUGGAAGUUGUUGCGAUACUUUCCGUUGAAACCAAGGCUUCGUAGGCUAUAUAUGUCAUCUAAGACGGCGGCUGAAAUGAGAUGGCAUAAGGAUAAAUGUAAUGAUGAUGAUGGUUGGUUAAGACAUCCUGCAGACUCAAAGGAAUGGAAAGAUUUUGAUCUUCAGUUCCCCUCGUUUGCGGAGGAUGCUCGUAAUAUAAGACUUGGUCUUGCUAGCGAUGGCUUUAAUCCUUUUGGAAAUAUGAGCAAUUCAUAUAGCAUGUGGCCGGUUGUUCUCACUCCAUAUAAUCUUCCUCCUUGGAUGUGUAUGAAGGAGCCUUACUUAUUCUUAACUUUGCUUAUUCCUGGACCUACCGCACCAGGAAAAGAUAUAGACAUUUACAUGCAGCCUCUAAUUGAUGAGUUGAAAGAGUUAUGGUCGGAUGGUAUACAAACAUUUGAUACUCAUUCGAAAAGUAACUUUCAACUUCAUGCUGCAGUAUUAUGGACUAUCAAUGACUUUCCUGCAUAUGGUAAUUUGUCUGGGUGGAGUACAAAAGGAUAUCUCGCAUGUCCUGUUUGUAAUAAGGAUGGACUUGGACAAAAAUUAAAAAGCAAAAUAGGAUAUUUGGGGCAUCGUCGCUUUCUACCAAUUCGGCAUAGAUGGAGAAAAGAUAAGAAGUUCAAUGGAAAGCGUGAAUUGAGGGGACCUCCUUCUUUCUUACUAGGUGAUGAUGUGAUGGAACAGUUAAGGCAUGUGACAGAGAGACUUCCUGGGAAACACCCAAAAAUUGUUAACAAAAGGAAGCGCCCGUCUGAUGACUUGAAUUGGGUGAAACAAAGUAUUUUUUUUACUCUUCCUUACUGGGAAAAGUUAAAAUUGAGGCAUAAUUUAGAUGUCAUGCAUAUUGAGAAGAACAUUUGCGACAAUGUGGUUGGGACUUUGUUAAAUAUGCCGGGUAAAACAAAAGACACUGUUAAGGCUAGACAAGAUUUACAAGAGAUGAACAUAAGGGAUGAGUUGCAUCUUCAAGGAAGAAGUGACGGAAAAUAUGAAAUGCCUAUUGCUUGCUACACCAUGACAAAGGAAGAACGAAGAGAUUUUUGUCAGUUCUUAAGGGAAGUCAAAUUCCCUGAUGGUUAUGCUUCUAACAUCUCUAGAUGUGCAAAUGUUAGUGAAGGAAAACUAACAGGGUUAAAAAGUCACGACUGUCAUGUCUUGCUCCAAAGAUUGUUGCCAGUUGGUGUUCGGGGAAGCAUGGAUGAACGUGUUUCAAGUGUGUUAGCUGAGCUAGGUGAUUUCUUCCAUCGGUUGUGUUGCAAGACUCUAAGAGAAGAAGCAGUUAGUGCGUUAGAAGCUGACAUCAUCACCAUUUUGUGCAAGCUGGAAAUGAUUUAUCCCCCAGCAUUUUUUGAUGUAAUGGUGCAUUUGGCGGUCCACCUACCACAUGAACUAAAGAUUGGGGGUCCAGUUCAAUAUCGAUGGAUGUAUCCCAUCGAAAGGUAUCUAAACACUUUAAAAGGAUUUGUUCGAAAUAGAGCUCAUCCUGAAGGGUCUAUCGCUGAGGCAUAUCUUGUCGAUGAGUGUUUGACAUUUUGCUCGAUGUAUCUCGAUGGAAUUGAGACUCAAUUCAAUGCACUUGAGAGAAACUUUGAUAUUGAAGUAGAUGGCAAAUUAUCAGUUUUCUCAAGUAAGCUACGACCUCUUGGUCAUGGAAAACCUGUCACAAUGUCUGUGGAGGAUUUGGAUAUGGUGCAUUGGUAUGUGCUUAGCAAUUGCGAAGAGGUUCUACCCUACUUAGAGGAACAUUUGGACUCAAUUGAUGGUGUUGAUCCUACAAGAAAGCAAGAAAUACAUCGAACUCAAUUUUCAAGUUGGUUUAAAAAGAGGAUAACAAAUGCAUUGUGUUCCAACCGAGAUGAUGAAAAAAUGUUGGCAUUGCAUGCACUAUCUUGCCGCCCUUCAAAUGGUGUUGUGAAGUAUACGGGCUGCAUUAUCAAUGGGGUUAGGUUUCACACGAGGGAGCGAGAGAGUCGUCUUAAGACGCAAAAUAGUGGCAUAGUUGUGGAGGGGAACCAUCUUGAUGAAGUUAUUGACUUCUACGGGGUUCUUGUGGAUAUUGUUCGGCUUGAUUAUGUUAGAGAUAAACAAGUUAUCCUCUUCAAAUGUGAAUGGUUUGAUGUGGAUAGGAGAAAGUCAAGGAUUAUGAAAGAUGGUGCAAUUACAAGUAUUAAAGUGGAUCGCCUAUGGUAUUCGAGUGAUCCUUACAUUUUAGCUACUCAAGCUAAACAAAUAUUUUACAUCAAUGAUCCGAAGCUGGGGUCAAAUUGGCGGGUUGUCCAACGAUUGAACCAUCGUCACAUAUUUAGUGGAGACAUUGAGAGUGUUGAUAUUUUGGACGAUGAUGAUAUAGUAAACGACGAUGUUGCAUAUCAAGAUGAUGAGCUAACAGAUGAAGCUUCUACAGUUGUGAAUGCUGAUGGUGAUGUUGAAAGAUCAUUGCAUAGAGCGGGUGUUGUAGCUGAGGUCAUUGAUCAGGUGGUUGUGGAAGGAAACAAGAGAGAUGAAUUGGAUCAAGGGGUUGAGGAAGAUCAAGAUUCUGACAAUUCAAGUGAUGAUGCAGUUCAGUUCGCAGUCUUGCAUCAAGGGGUUGAAGAAGAGCAAUAUUCUAACCAGUCAAAUGAGGAAGCAGAGAUGGACUCGGUGUCACAUAGCUCUAAAGAUGGAGAUUGAAUAUUAACAGAAAAAUUUAUGAACAAAUUGCUGCUGUAGACGUUGGACAUUGUUGUCUUCAAUUUUACGUUGACUAGUAUUUAUGAUAAUGACCUGCUAGGGUUUUAUACUCUUAAUUUUUGUGUCCCAGAGUCCAUGCAACUUAGUAUGGUUGAUUAUUUUUAAAAUUAUCUUAAUAUCUCUUGGUUAUACUACUUAUGACAUAUUUCCCAUGUUCAGGACAACCAAUGGCACCUUGUUUGUCCAAAGCAAAGAAUGGGCAGCAGGCAACUAUGGGCAAUCUUUUCAAGUCCAACUCUGUAUCAAAUGCCCCAGUACCACCAAAAAAGACUACAACUUCUUCAAGUUCAAUCCAAGGUCAACCAAUGAAACCUUGUUUGUCCAAAACAAAGAAUGGGCAGCAGGCAACUAUGGGAAAUGUUUUGAAGCCCAACUCUGUAUCAAAUGCCCCACAACCACCAAAACAUACUAUGACUUCUUCAAGUUCAAUCCAAGGUCAACCAAUGACACCUUGUUUGUCCAAAGCAAAAAAUGGACAGCAGGUAACUGUGGGCAAUGUUGUCAAGCCCAGCUCUAUAUCAAAUGCUCCACAACCACCAAAACAGACUACAUCUUCUCCAAGUUUGGUCCAAGCAAGACUAAAGGGGACAUGUGGUACUUUCCAUAAUAGUGGAAACCCAACAUCUCGCCAUCAGAGACUACUGCAGUCUUGCAUUAACAUGCAGGAGGAGGUGGUUGUUGCAAGUGAAGAACAACCAUCGAUGGGACCAACAAGUACGAUGCCUACUUCGUCUAGUGCUCCUAGCCAUGCUGAAGCAUCAAAUACAAAUAUCUCUGAACCUUCUGAGGAAGCCUUUGAAGAACAAAUCCAUCAAGGAACUAAUGCAAGUGACGAGGUUACUCAAAAGAAGCAAGGUAGAGGACCCACACGAGGGGUUAGUCUGCAUAAGCGAACUGAAAAGGCUGGAAAGAAACCAGAAGUCCAGAUCGAUGCAUUCUUAGGUCGACCACUGAUAAGGAAACAAAGUAAUGAUUUGGCCAGCUCACUGGGCCUAAUUGCUCAUUUGUAUUACUGGCCCAUUGAAAAGAAAGACAAGGCUAAUCUUUUGGAAGAGGUCAUAUUGAAGUUACAGCUGAAAUUGGAUAUGGGAAAUAUAAGAGAUAACCCAGUGGAGAUGGAAAAGCUUUGGGGCCACUUUCUGAAAAGUGUUAGGGAAAGAAGGAGCAGAACAAAGGCUGACUACUAUACUGUCAAUAAGCAAAUGGCUAGACAAAACAAACCUAGUUAUUUAAGUGCUGAUAUAUGGAAAAACUUGUGUGAUCAUUGGGACUCCGAGAAAGUGCAGGAAAUUGCUGUUACGAAUGCGGAAAAUCGAACUCAUGUGCAAAAUCUGAACACUCAAGGAAGUGCAGCCUAUGUUUGCAUGUUUCAAGAGAAGAAAGCACAACAAGAGAGUGGUGAGUUGUCGAAGAUGGAAUUCUUCAAGUGGCAGGAUACCAAGGGCACUGAAGAAUGGAGAAACCCAAAUAAAAAAGAACAAUACGAAAAAAUGCUGGAACUUGUGGAGACUACUCGAGAUAGUGAGAAUCCCAUAUCUCCCGAUGAGGCUUUUCAUAAAAUUUUGGGUUACAGCUCGGGGUACUGUCAUGGUCUUGGUUAUGGUCAAGCACCCCCAUCUAGAAAAAGAGAUCGUGUAGAGGUUGAUUAUGCACAACUAUUUGAGGACAAAAAACAGCUACAAGAUCGGUGUGCAAAUCUCGAGGAUCUUGUGUCUCAACUGAAUGAAAAACAAGCCGACUCAGAUCAACAACUUGCAAUUACUAAGGAAAAGUUGGCCAGUACAGGAGAACAACUAGAAGAGUUUAGGAGUGUCAUUGCCAUCCUUAAGGGUAAAGGCAUCGUUUAGCUAAACUGAUUAUCGUACAUGUGUUUAGUAUUUUGGGUGCACAAUAGCUUAAGGAGAAAGGCUUAGCUAACCUAACCUAGAAUUUUGGUUAUCAACUAGCAUUGACAUUUUGGCCAUGGACAAUGAUAUUGAUUUGUGAGCAUGAACCAGUAGUGCUUCAUUGAUGUUAUGAUAUGCACAGUAAUAUGUAUUUAGAGCUACUCAUCAUACUGUCAAUGUUUAUGUUUUAUUGGUGAAUGAGAUGCAAACUAGCUAGUAGUAGGUGAUGUAUGAAUCUGUGUUGGAGUGCCAUAUUUGGGCAAGUAUAUAUAUAUAUAUAGUGUACUAUGAAAGAAUGACUUGAAUGGUGCUUAUUUUACACAGCAGAGUCCUUUAUUGUGCUCUAUAAGUAAAACUGAAGCAGGAAAUAAUUCAGGAA
Molecule: messenger RNA, 6231 nt
Organism: Linum tenue
Lineage: Eukaryota; Viridiplantae; Streptophyta; Magnoliopsida; Malpighiales; Linaceae
Source: the annotation of a GenBank genome assembly